GGGGUUGGGGAGGGAGGUGCCGGCGCUCCAGUUCCUCCUCCCACCCCCCCGCCCGGUGGGAUCCUCCCGGUACCUCCCGGCGGAGCUGCCUCCGCUCCGGCCCCGCAGAUGCUGCGCGUCCUCUUCCUCCUCCUCCUCCUCGCCUGCCCCGGCAGCUCGGCAGCCGGCCCCGCCAUCACAGCCCGCACCCUGUCCCCCUGCUACUCCGCAGACCUCCGCCCGGCACAGGGGGGGUUGGUCUCUGCCCCCGGCUGCACCGUGCUGCUGGUGCCCCCCCCUCUGCAGACCUCCCAGGUGGUCCUCUGGGAAUACAGGAGCGGCCCGGAGGAAGGAACCAUCCUCACUCACGCUGUCGAUGGCCCCACCAACACCUCCCGCCCCUACCAGAACCGCACCCUCUUCAAUCAGACGGAUUUCUCGCUGCGGCUGCUGCUGGGCCGGGGGGACGGGCGGCUCUACCGCUUCAGGACCGAGGCUGAGGCCACGGGCUGGUUCCAGCUGCGUGUUGUGGAGCCCCUCUCCCAACCAGAAAUCCUGGGCAACUCCUCGGUGAAGGCAGGAGGCAGCACCCAGCUGGUUUGCAACGCGGUGGAAGGGCAGGCGGACUCGUACUGGUGGAAGAAGAACGGGGAGGUGCUGCUGGGCAGUGAGCACAUCCAGUUUGUGGGCAACAGCACCCUGAGCAUCGCCGGUGCCUCCAUCAACGACAGCGGGCACUACUCCUGCGUGGUGAGCAACCAGGUCAGCCAGAACGAGACCUCCUUCCUGCUCCACGUCCAGAAUGCUGCCAACGUGGUGCUGCCCAUGAUCCUGGCCUGCGUGGCCCUGGGCUCCCUGGCUGGUGUCCUUGUCUGGUGCAGGAGAAGGGACCGCCCGUGUCACAACCCCUGCAGGUAGAGAUCUCGGGGUCCUUACUGCUGUCCCCAAUGCUGCUGCUGGUGCUGGUGCUGCCCCAGCCUCUUCUGGGCUCACCUUGGAAUUGCUCAAGCUGCUGGACUCCAGGAUAUUUGUUUGUAAAGCACCAGGUUGGGCAGUUGGGUGCUGCCCUGCCCUUCCCCAGGGGAAGGUGGGCAUGGCUGUGCCUGCCAGGCUGCUGCUGAGCCCCUGGCUGGGCUGGGAGGAGCCCAUGGGCCUUCUUGGGCUGGGGGUGUUAUUCCCUCCUGUAGCUGAGGGUUCUGAGCCUGGAGGCACAAACGGCCUCUUCACCCUGCACAGAACUGGAUGCUGGACCUGUGCCUCCUGCCCCUCAGGCUGGGCUCUUUGCACCCAUCUUUCCUUCUGUUGGGCACAAGCCCAGGUCCAGCACCCCCCCUGAGCCAUCCCCAGCACCCUGCAGGGACUCUGGCUACAAGGUGUGGACUUCUGGUGGCCUGGGGACCUCCUUGCUCUGCCCCAUGGGCUAGAGCUGUACAGGGUGGUGAGUUUCUGGCUGGGCUCUUGCCUCUAGGUCUGCUCUCCCUUUUCCUUGGAGAAUGGAAUGGGAGAAGCUCCAGCCUCAUCCCGUGGUGCCAGCUGUGCUGGCUUCAACCUCAAGAACUGUGGGAGAGCAGCCUGGGGGCUUGGCCAUGAGGGAUGCUCCAUCCUGAGGGGUGGGAGAGGUCCCGGGGGGCUGGCAGGGAAGGGGCAGCACCCACCUGGGGAGCUCCCGUUGCAAUUAAAUUAAAAUCAGAGCAGUUUGGGUGGAGCCAGCUAGAGUUCAGCCGCGGGGUUAAGCUGGUUGCCAGGUCCCUGAGGCACUUGCAGGUGUAAAAACCCCAACACAUUCUGGAGAUGUUUUUUGGGUUUGUUUUUGGUUUUUUUGGUUUUUAUUUUCAGUGUCUGAUGCUGCUAAUAAAAGCGAGUUUGUAUCUCA
Calypte anna (Anna's hummingbird) is the source of this 1852-nucleotide messenger RNA. RefSeq names its product hemicentin-1-like. The transcript is spliced from 6 exons. The record is from RefSeq and is a predicted model, not a curated record. The coding region runs from base 109 to 897 and encodes 262 amino acids. NCBI's taxonomy places the organism in Eukaryota, Metazoa, Chordata, Aves, Apodiformes, Trochilidae.